Molecule: messenger RNA, 1018 nt
Organism: Kockovaella imperatae
Lineage: Eukaryota; Fungi; Basidiomycota; Tremellomycetes; Tremellales; Cuniculitremaceae
Exons: 2
Coding region: 135-866 (243 amino acids)
Source: RefSeq, a predicted model, not a curated record
GCUAUUCGAAUUUCCUCGUCGUCCUCGACGUCGUCGCGUCCGUUCAAUAGUGCAUCCUUCUUUCUUGAUCACCUUCUUGUACGUUGACCACUAGGGGUUCCAGCAUCGGAUGACGGCAGCCUGAUCCGAUCCCAAUGACCUCUUGGCUCCGAUACACCGAGAAUCAUACGAGUCAAAGCAAACGCAAAUCAACCUUAUCUGAUCGAAAUCUUCAGCACCAGUCCCCUCACAGUCUCUCUCCUCCGAGUCUUCCGCACUCUCCACACGUCCAAACGCCGUACCUGGACCCGUGGCUGGCAAGCGUACCUGACCAUCUGACAGAAGUCGUCUUUGCUCAGUCUACUCCCCUCCCUUGUUCCUGGACACCUGGACGUCCUCAGUAUCCGCCUGAGAUCCUAUCGCCAACGCCUCGACGAUAUAUCAUGGACCAACUCAACCCUCUAGGGAACAGCUGGAGGUCCGACGAGUAUUCGCUCAAGGGGAAAGAGAAGGAAGAAAGGUGGAAUAUGGUCCCAUCGAUGAGGCAGACGCAUUCGGGGCUUCCUGAUGAUUCAACGCGUUUGGAGCCCUCGACCGGUCCAUGGGACGCUCCGAAGCGGGCAUUCACUCAUGACAAAGCGCACGGCUCAAGUGGAUCUCGAGGGCCUGGAAGUAUUCGGAUAGGACCUCUGCCGAGCGCGAUUCUGGCCUCCAUCAUGGACACCAGCGCGGGUCGAGACAAAGUCUUGAAAACCAUUCAGUAUACGCUCAAAACGUACCUCUAUCUCUUGUCCCUGAUCGCUAGAGUCAGACCACUGUCGAUAUGGUUCAAAGCGAAUUCAAAGCGGAUGAAGAUAGCCACGGGAUCGUUAUCGUUGACGCGGUGAGUUGGCGAACGGGGGAGUCCCGUUUGUCAGCGGCGUGAUGCGGAGCGGACGCUGAUGCCUGGUGUCGCUUGUGCAAAAAAUCUGAACUCGUGGCCCCUCCUCGUUCUGUCGCUACGCUCUAUGGCCCGUUGCCCCCCCCCCCCCCCCCCCCC